Saccostrea echinata is the source of this 1483-nucleotide messenger RNA. RefSeq lists its product as uncharacterized. Lineage: Eukaryota; Metazoa; Mollusca; Bivalvia; Ostreida; Ostreidae. Bases 106 to 1473 code for a protein of 455 amino acids. The transcript has 3 exons. The record is from RefSeq and is a predicted model, not a curated record.
CUUUAUUUGUUCUGCUGUUGAAGACAGACGAACGUAAUCAUAAAACCAAAUAUUUACUAUUGAUUAAUGGCACAAUGUAUACAUAAAACAAGCUCUAAGUAAAUUAUGAGGAACGACCAAAUUAAACGUAAAACAAAAGGCAUCGGCAAAGUUAAAUUACGUGAAGAGCGAAAGAAUUACAGAAACAAAAGAAAAGGAGUUGGUCAACAGGUGCUUGAGACAGAGGACGGUAACCAAGGAAGUGACGUUGAAUGCUACGAUGACGACGAGGAGGCAAAAGAAGUGUCUCAACAAAAAGACGGGGAUUUGCAAGACCACUUGGCGUCUUUAGCUUUGCAAAAUGUAAGUUUUCCUCGUGGAAUUCUAUGUAGCGGGUGUUCCAAAAUUGGCGUUUAUGACAAAGACAUGAAUGACGUAAAACGCAAUACUGAACAGCAGAGGGACAGGGAAAGUGAUAGUCGGGAAAAGUGUUCUAUUUGUCAAACUCUGGGGACAAAGGUCAAUCACCAAGACAACAUCCGAAUGUCUGUACUCUACUCUCACGAGUUUUAUGACAAGUUUUCUCGAGAUAAACGUCCUGGAUGUUUGACCGAUUCUGGUGAAUCGACGACUAGGGAAAAUUCGACACUAAAAAUUGAAAGUACAAGACAGCAAACAGGGGACAGAAAAAGCGACCGUUUGCAAAGGGAAAAAUCAAUGGAUCAGACAGAGCCAUCUAAAUCUAGUAGAAGACUGUCCGUAAAUGGUGUAAAGGGAUGUAUGCUGGAACCCACCAAACUGCACCCUGCAAAUCCAGGAGUGAACGCACCAAGUAGUGUAAAAGAUAACGGGGUACCUAAAGUGAAACAAAGUUCAAAGGAAAGCAAAACAGUUGAUAGAUCUCAAAUUUCUGAAGAGUGCAAUAACAAAACAACGAAAAACGACCAAAUCCCUCAAAACGUAUGGAGUAACGGUAACACACUUCCGAGCCUCGUAAAUAAAAUUUCAUUGGUAGAUUCAGAGAAAAUUGAACCAAUGGAAAAAGUUCUUCACACGAAAGAGAAACUCCCAGAGGAAAGGUCCGUAAAAUGUGAAUCGCCAGUACAAACAUUCAAACAACCAAAGAAGAUACCGAAAACAUCAGACAGUCGUCGAUCUUUCAUUUUGGCUGCCACCAGAAGACACGCGGAAGGAUUUUCUAGUUUGUACAUGAAACGCGCAAUGAAAGGAAGUACUGUUCGCAAAGAUGCCUGGAAUAAGAAUGGGGACAUCGAACACCAUCAUGAAGAGAGGUACACCGUUGAAAGUCUCGGUCUGACUUUUGGAAUUCCAGAAUUCAACCUUCGCUUGGCGGGACGAACCGUGAAGAAAACUUCCGGAUCACCAAGGAGACCAAGCAGUCAUAGAUCAAGUGCUAGUUCGAACUCACAAACUUUCUUACCACCCAUUGGAGAAACACAAAGACAUUCGUUUUCUCUUAAAGGAUUUGGAUAAAUCCCGGCAA